Triticum aestivum (bread wheat) is the source of this 835-nucleotide messenger RNA. RefSeq lists its product as uncharacterized. The record is from RefSeq and is a predicted model, not a curated record. Bases 131 to 532 code for a protein of 133 amino acids. NCBI's taxonomy places the organism in Eukaryota, Viridiplantae, Streptophyta, Magnoliopsida, Poales, Poaceae. The transcript has 4 exons.
GCCAGGACUACUUGGUCUGCUAUUCGGGAUCGAGCGCUCCUCCUACCGGUUCGCCGACGCUCCAGGGGAAAGGCGAACUUUAGCCGGAGUAGCGCAGUGCUUCCGGCGGCUCAGGUCACUGGAUUUGGGCAUGAAUCCCCAGCAGGAAGAUCCAAGAGAGAAUCCAGAGAAGCUAAAGUUGACCAAAGUGUUGACUGAGGCAGUGAAGUGUGCACAAGCUCUCAAGACUGAUGAAUUGAUUGCUGACACCAGAGUUAAGGAAGCUUUUGCAGAGCUGGUGAAUGAAGUGUACCCGCGUCUACCUGAGAGCCUACAGGAUCAACUGCUUGUUGACUUCAAACUCAACAUCCUCCGUCGAGCGCAAGAGAAAAAUACUCCGGCUGAGUUGAUGGAUGGUGAGCAGAAGAAGAACUUCCUCAGGAAAAAAGGAGCUCGUACCAAUACCUUGUGGAUUAUAGAAAAGCUAGUCCUGUUAGUCGGCGUAUGCUGCUUCAUGUACCUCAUGAGCUUCUAUGUCACUGGGGGGAAAUGAAUAUUUGCACAUGGGGAUUCAGUUGCUUUGGACAAGGACAACAACAAUCUUUCAGGGCAGCACAAGUAUGGGCUCUGCUCUGGUGGCAUGUAGAAUUCGCAUGGCUGGAGAGGUAGUGAUGUAGAUGUGUCUAUCUCGUGCGUCAACUUUGAAGUGAACCUCUAGAAAUAUAUGGCAGUGUGGCGUCGUCUUGUUAUUUUUUCAUGUUGCAAGAUCAAGUCUUGAACUAAUGGUUCUGUUGCUGAAUCUUUCAGCUGAUCUCUUAAUCAGUUAAGCUCCAAGGUGGUUUGAGAUAUUUUGACA